Messenger RNA from Vigna unguiculata (cowpea), 3041 nucleotides. NCBI's taxonomy places the organism in Eukaryota, Viridiplantae, Streptophyta, Magnoliopsida, Fabales, Fabaceae. The record is from RefSeq and is a predicted model, not a curated record.
AUGGGGUGGUUGUUUCCUGUGUUGCUGCUCUUUCAUUUUUCAUUCUCCCAUUCCUUGUGUCACCCUCAUGACAACCUUGCAUUGCUUCACUUCAAGGCCUCCUUAACCAUUAGUAUUACGUAUAAUUAUUGUGAUGAGAUUUAUCGAAGCAUAGAAAGAUGGGAAAAUGGAACAGAUUGCUGCUCUUGGUCUGGAGUGACCUGUCACCCCCUUUCUGGUCAUGUCAUUGCCUUAGACCUCGCAUGUGCUGUGCUUCAGGGUAAAAUCAAUGCAAACAGUACCCUUUUCGGUCUUUCUCAUAUGCAAUCACUCAAUCUUGCUUUCAAUGACUUCUCCAACUCUCAAAUUCCAUCCACCAUAGGUGACCUUGUGAGCCUCACACACCUCAACUUGUCUUCUUCAAACUUUCAAGGUGAAAUUCCUCCCCAAAUCUCACAUCUUUCCAAAUUACAAUCACUUGAUCUCUCUCAACUUGAUGAUUUUGAGUUUCAGUUAAAGUGGGAAGAAGGCACAUGGAAGAGGAUGCUCCAAAAUGCAACCCAUUUAAGGGUUCUAGUUUUGGAUCGUACAAAUUUGUCAUCAACUUCAAUGAGCUCACUCAAUUUGUCUUCCUCUUUGAUCACUCUAAGUCUUAGAGGAACCGGGAUAAAGGGAAAGUUGACAGAUGACAUUCUUUGUCUGCCAAAUCUGCAACACCUAUAUCUAUCACGUAAUACUGAUCUUCAUGGCCAACUUCCGGACCUGAGUUGUACUUCAGCUUCUCUCAAUGUCUUAGAAAUGAUUAGUUGUGAUCUCCAAGGGCCAAUCCCUCCUUCUUUCUCUAACCUCACACAUCUUACUUCAUUGGACCUCUCAUACAACUACAUCGACGGUUCAAUUCCACCCUCUCUCUUAACCCUUCCACAUCUAAAUAUUCUGCGUCUCCGUUAUAAUCAUCUCAGUGGUCAAAUACCGAAUGUAUUUCAUCAGUCAUCGAAAUUUGAAGAAUUGCUUUUGAGAGAUAACUAUAUCCAAGGUGAACUACCAUCAACAUUUUCAAAUCUUCGACACCUCAUUUUCUUGGAUAUAUCUCGUAACAAAUUAGAGGGACCUCUGCCCAACAAAAUAACUGGGUUUUCAAAUCUAACUACAUUAUAUUUGAAUUCCAACUUGCUAAAUGGUACAAUUCCUUCUUGGUGUUUCUCUUUGCCAUCGUUGGAAGAAUUAUAUCUAUCUUAUAAUAAGUUCACGGGGCGUAUACCUGCAAUCUCCUCAUAUUCCUUACAGAGUCUAAUCCUGCAUGGCAACAAGCUGCAGGGCAAUAUUUCAGAAUCAAUUUUCAACCUUGUCAACCUUACUGUCUUAUAUCUGUCAUCAAACAACUUCAGUGGUUCUCUCAAUUUUUCUCUCUUCUCCAAGUUCCAAAAUCUACAAAUUCUUGGCCUUUCAAAUUUAAGUCAAUUAUCACUACACUUUGAAUCAAACGUCAAUUAUAGUUUCUCCAGCUUGCAAGAGUUGGACUUGUCUUCUAUGGGUUUGACUGAAUUUCCAAAAUUAUCAGGAAAAAUCCCAGUUUUGCGACGUCUCUAUUUGUCCGACAACAAAUUGAAGGGAAAGGUGCCGAAUUGGUUGCAUGAAAUGGAUUAUUUAUAUGAUGUAAGACUAGACCGAAACUUUUUGACAACAGGAGUGAACCAAUUCUCUAGGAACCAUCUACUCGGAUAUCUUGAUCUAAGUUUCAAUUUACUGAGUGGUGCUAUCUCUUCGUCAAUUUGUAAUGCAAGUUCCCUCGAGGUACUCGUGUUGUCCAACAACAAGUUGACAGGCAGCAUUCCACAAUGCCUUGUGAGUUUACCGAAACUUUCCGACUUGAGUCUAGAAAGCAACAGACUUAAUGGAACUUUACCAAAUACCUUUGCAAACAAUUAUCUCUGGAAUCUGAAUCUCAAUGACAACCGAUUUGAAGGUCCUUUGCCAGAAUCAUUGUCCCACUGCAUGCAAUUGGAGGUUUUAAAUCUUGGGAACAAUCAACUGCAAGAUACAUUUCCCCAUUGGCUUCAAACUCUACCAUUUUUGAAAGUAUUGAUUUUGCGGGAUAAUAAGUUGCACGGUCCUAUUUCCAUAUUCAAGACCAAGUAUGGAUUUUCUAGUUUAAAUGUUUUUGAUAUCUCAUCCAACAACUUCAGCGGCCCAGUUCCAGAACACUACAUACAAAGUUUUGAAUUCAUGAAGAAUGUUGUUCAACACGAUGCGGUUGGCAUUCCACAGCGAUACAUUAAAAUCCCACUUGAUAUUGAACCAUUUUAUACACUUAUGACUGUAACAACAAAAGGUAUUAGCAUGCCCUUCAAAAAAGUUCCAAUAAACUUUGUGAGCAUUGAUUUAUCAGGAAACAAAUUUGAAGGAGAGAUUCCAAAAGUAAUUGGAGAGCUUCAAGCACUCACAGGACUUAACCUCUCCCACAACAGACUCGGGGGUCCUAUUCCCCAAUCCAUGGGAAAUUUGACAAUGUUGGAAUCUUUGGAUCUCUCUUCAAAUAUGCUCACUGGUAGGAUUCCUACAGAAUUGGUGGAUAUGAAGUUUCUUGAAGUACUGAAUCUUUCCUAUAAUCAUCUUGAGGGAGAAAUACCCAGAGGAAAGCAGUUUGAUUCUUUUUCGAAUGAUUCCUAUAAGGAAAACUUGGGCUUAUGUGGAGAUCCAUUGUCAAUGAAAUGCAACCAGAAGCAUGAUCAGCAUGAUCAGCAUCAUCCAUAUUCACAAAGCUUGCAGAGAGAAGAGAGAUUUGGAUUUGGUUGGAAAGCAGUGGCUAUAGGAUAUGGUUGUGGAACAGUAUUUGGAGUGGGGAUUGGAAGUUUUAUGUUUUUCAUGGGAAAGCCAAAAUGGCUUGUGAGAAUGUUUGGGGGUUAACUUUAUUAGAUGCUCAAAAUGAACGGUGUGAGGAGGACUCAGAUCAGCUCACACGCAAAUGUGUUAUGUUGUUUUCUUUUCUCAUGUCUUAAUUGUGGUAAAUUUGUAAGAGUGUUUCAAAGUUUAUAAAUCUACCGAGUUUGUGUUUUUCUUUA